Messenger RNA from Fundulus heteroclitus (mummichog), 1469 nucleotides. Its product is annotated as ubiquitin carboxyl-terminal hydrolase 37-like. NCBI's taxonomy places the organism in Eukaryota, Metazoa, Chordata, Actinopteri, Cyprinodontiformes, Fundulidae. Gene Ontology annotation, cellular component: cytosol; nucleus. The coding region runs from base 300 to 1244 and encodes 314 amino acids. The transcript has 12 exons. Gene Ontology annotation, molecular function: cysteine-type endopeptidase activity; cysteine-type deubiquitinase activity. The record is from RefSeq and is a predicted model, not a curated record. Gene Ontology annotation, biological process: protein deubiquitination; G1/S transition of mitotic cell cycle.
ACCUCUCAGGUGGUGUAGAUACCACCACGGCACAUCGGCUUGAGAAGAAAAAGAAACACACGAAUAAGAAGAGUUUCUGGAGACUAUUCAAUUGCUUCAGAAGAAAAACACCUUCUGAUAAUAAUCCUCAGGAUCAUCAGAGAAGCUCACUUCAAACUGAAACUGAGACCCAACAACAAAGGAGCCACACUAAAGAGGACAUUGCAACGGUAGCGCACAACCAGGAACUCCCCACAAACAACAAUAGAAUCCAGGUCAAACCCACUAAUUGUGAACGUAGUUCAAAACAUCAGGAGGCAAUGUUUCUCGGAUUUCCAAACCCUGGCUUGAUCUGCUACAUGAACGCCAGCCUGCAGAGCUUGCUCACGCUCACGGAGUUUGUGGAGGACAUCAGAUCCCAGGAGGAUGUGCUGGCACUGUGUCCCGAGGCUCAGCUCAUAAGGUGUUUUCUGAACAUUGUGAAAUGUCGCAGUUCAGCUGAUUCCAGACUCAAACUUGAGGCAGUCAUGAAGUUCAAGAGGGUUCUCUCUCUCCAGGCAGUUGAAUUUGGGUGUGGCGGCAUGAAAGACGCCCAUGAGUUCCUAACAGCAGUGUUGGAUCAAAUCAGGAACCUGGUGCUUCCCCUAUCAAAGACGGCGGCCUGUAUGGGGAGAAGCUACAGCUGCCCAGUCCAGAGACAUCUACUGUUCAAAAUGCAGAAUACUAGGAUAUGCAAAGGCUGUGGUGUUCGGUCUAUAAGAGAGGAGGAAUUCACCACGCUCUCUCUGGAUGUGAUUCCCGGAGGCUCAGUCCAGGAUAUGAUCCACAUGCAACAUAUGGAAAGAGAGCUGGAGUUCAGGUGUCAGUGCGGGGGAAACUCAUCGGGCCUGGAGUCCAGACUUCUCACUCUCCCCAAGUAUUUGAUUUUGCACCUAAAGAGGUUCAAGUUUACGAAGAACCGUGUGAUGAUCAAGCUGGUGGACCCCAUCGUCCUCAGUAGGGAGAUGCUGGUGACUGCUCACCAGGGUGACCAAUCGUACGGCCUGAUCAGUGUCAUCAGCCAUGUGGGUUCUUCAGCUAGGAAAGGACACUACGUGAGUGACGGACUACACCCGGACUGUCGCAUGGAGGACGGAGCGGAUCGAUGGCUCCACUUUAAUGACAUCUAUGUGUUGGAGACAAGUGGUGAAAUGGUUUCUAAGUGGAAUUCAGAGGAGUCAUAUGUCCUCAUCUACCAGAGGAGGGUAAGACUACACUCACUCUGAUGACAGCUAGUUAAUUUCACUCAACUGUAAGUCAUGAACAUCUUUUGUCUGUUUUCAGGCGUAGCUCACCUUGGUUUGAGGACACCCAGUCCUGAGGAGGAGGGGUAGACUCCAGAGAGCCGGGUUCCUCCUGAGGUUUCUUCCUAAAGGGGAAAGCUUUCCUUACCAAUGUUUGCAUGGUCACAGCUGCUUUGGUACACGUUGUCAUGAAUAAAUUAUUAACCC